Cetraspora pellucida is the source of this 1037-nucleotide messenger RNA. Lineage: Eukaryota; Fungi; Glomeromycota; Glomeromycetes; Diversisporales; Gigasporaceae. The record is from the annotation of a GenBank genome assembly.
GCACUUUGCCGGUCAUAAAACAUUUACGGACUUUUCAUGCACAAAGUGCAGUAAAUGCUUAUGAACAGAACACGGGUGGUUCUUCAUCCACUGUUUCAACUAAACCAACAUUUGAGAGAGAUUUCACAUAUGUUUCACCAAGAAAGUCUUAUGAAGAGUUAUUACUGGGAUCUGGUUUAAAAGAUAAAAGCCCAACAGAAGCAGCCAUUGAAGAACUUGACAAAAUGAAAGCAGAGGAACGCGUCGUAUUGAAUGUGGGUGGUGUGAAGUUUGAAACGUAUCGUUCAACACUCACCGCUUACCCAGAUACUCUGCUAGGACAACUUUUUUUGAAUGAAUUAGAACCUAAGGAGGUGAAAGAAUUCUUCUUUGAUAGAGACUCAACUGCUUUCAAAUAUGUUAUGCAAUUCUAUCGAUAUGGAAAAAUUACAUGGCCAACUAAUCCAUUGGAACCAUCGAUGAGUGACAUAAAACGUGAACUUGAUUUCUUUAAAAUCCAACCCAGUAAAGGUCGCGUGAGCUUACUUGAUAUGGCUGGUGCCAAAGUUGAUUGUUUUGUUGACAUGCUUUCCGAAGCUAUACUUGAAGCUCGUAUUAAUUUCAAAGGAAAGAUUGAUUUCAAAUUCUAUUCGUCGGGUCGUUUCCCAGCCGAAAUAGACCCAAAAUUACCAGGAAUUUCUAGUCUAGUGUCUCAAUUUGAUCACGUAGGAUAUCAUAUAUUAAAUUAUCGCCGUUCACAAGUUGCCAAAACUUUAGCAACCAAUCAGAAUUUAAAUACAGGAGGUCUUAAAGUAGAAAUAAAUCAUUUUCAAACACCCCAAGUUUAUUAUAAAAUUUCUUUAAAUACUUAUCAUAGUAUUACGAUUAAUGCGGUUAGGAAUUCUACAUUAACAUUUCAUAAAAAAGUUGACAGGAAUGUGAGUCAUGAAAAUGAUCAUCAGGAUGAGUCUCGAGAAACGACUAUUGAAAAUGAACAUGAUAAUCAAGUCGAGCCUCAAGAAAGUACAGAAAACACGAAUCAAGCAUCGUUAAUUUAG